Anarrhichthys ocellatus (wolf-eel) is the source of this 384-nucleotide messenger RNA. Its product is annotated as nucleoside diphosphate kinase B-like. NCBI's taxonomy places the organism in Eukaryota, Metazoa, Chordata, Actinopteri, Perciformes, Anarhichadidae. The record is from RefSeq and is a predicted model, not a curated record. Gene Ontology annotation, biological process: GTP biosynthetic process; UTP biosynthetic process; CTP biosynthetic process. Bases 91 to 369 code for a protein of 92 amino acids. The transcript has 3 exons. Gene Ontology annotation, molecular function: nucleoside diphosphate kinase activity.
UGUGCACCUCUUCGUCCUCGGUUAUCGCAUCCCCGCUGCUCGUCUUCACAAGUUCUCCUCAACCCGAAACGAAGCCUCUUCUACGUUGACAUGGAGCGCACAUUCAUCGCCGUGAAGCCUGAUGGCGUCCAGAGAGGACUCUGCGGUGAGAUCAUGAAGCGAUUCGAGCACAGAGGCUUCAAGCUGGUGGCCGCCAAAUUCAUGCAGUCCUCUGAGGACCACAUGAAGCAGCACUACCUGGACUUGAAGGACAUGCCCUUCUAUGGUGGACUCUGCAAGUACAUGUCCUCCGGACCCGUGUUCGCCAUGGUAACACACACACACACACACACACACACACACACACACACACAAGUAUGUACACAAUAAAUACACACAGUUAUC